Selaginella moellendorffii is the source of this 622-nucleotide messenger RNA. Its product is annotated as probable protein phosphatase 2C 71. The record is from RefSeq and is a predicted model, not a curated record. The transcript is spliced from 6 exons. Bases 1 to 597 code for a protein of 198 amino acids. Lineage: Eukaryota; Viridiplantae; Streptophyta; Lycopodiopsida; Selaginellales; Selaginellaceae.
AUGGGUAUAUCGACCAAAGAGUUGGGAGGCGCCAUUAGUCAUGUGGAUGUCCUCCGCUGCUGCCUGGUUCCAGGAGCCCUUCCGCUGUUGUUAGUUGAGCCUGCGAAGUCCGUUGCAAUGUUAAAAACGUUUAAUUGCCCAGCCAGCCUCACUGGUUUGAUCGCGCCCGAAGAGACAACACAUGUUACUUUCGAUGAAUCGGCUGUUUCCCUCCCACAACCGGCCAAGACACACAACUCGGCUUGCAAAAAUGGCGAAGAGGCUCAAAGAGGGGGUGAAGAUGCCUUCGUCACUGAAGGCUCCUGGAUGGGUGUUGCUGAUGGUGUUGGGGGCUGGGCCGGAGAAGGCAUUGAUUCGGGGAUGUAUUCUCGGGAGCUUAUGGGACAUUGUAAGGCAUUGGUUGUAAACAGCAAAGGGAAACCGGACCCCAAGGACGUGCUUGUCAAAGCCGCCGGCAGUACAAAGGCCCAGGGAUCAGCAACGGUCCUUGUGGCUGCAUUGUUUGAGCAAACAUGUACGCAGCAAACUUGGGAGACUUGGGUUCAUCAUAGUUCGCAAUUGGCAAGUAGUUGCAAGCUCGGAGCCCAUGCAGCAUAGUUUUAACUUUCCGUUUCAAGUUGGA